This is a messenger RNA of Eucalyptus grandis, 1319 nucleotides long. RefSeq names its product methionine aminopeptidase 1B, chloroplastic. The coding region runs from base 62 to 1150 and encodes 362 amino acids. Gene Ontology annotation, molecular function: metalloaminopeptidase activity. The record is from RefSeq and is a predicted model, not a curated record. Lineage: Eukaryota; Viridiplantae; Streptophyta; Magnoliopsida; Myrtales; Myrtaceae. The transcript has 10 exons. Gene Ontology annotation, biological process: proteolysis.
CUCCGUCCCUCCGUGUCGCGGUUUCAUCCUAAAGGUCGGAGCUUUUUCUUGGCGCAGAGAGAUGGCGGACUCCCUCGCCCGCUCAGCGUCGCUGCGGCUCUCGCCGUCGUCGUCAUCGCCGUCGUCGAAGUCUUCCCUCUUCGCCGGGGCGCCACUCGUUUUCUCGCCCGCUCCCGUUUCCGUGAAGCCGACAUGUCCGAAGGGGCGACUGGUCAUUGUUUGCAAGAAGGUGUCCGGCUUGGAGGAGGCCAUGAGAAUCAGGAGAGAACGUGAACUUCAAAGCACAAAAAGGUUCAAAAGAAGGCCACCUUUAAGGCGUGGAAGGGUAUCUCCACAGCUUCCUGUGCCUGACCACAUACCAAAGCCUCCUUAUUUUGGUUCAACGUUGCUUCCAGAGCUUGCUAGUGAAUAUCAAAUUCAUGAUUCUGACGGCAUUGCUCACAUGAGAGCUGCAUGUGAGCUUGCUGCUCGUGUUCUUGAUUAUGCAGGGAAAAUGGUCAAGCCAUCAGUGACAACAGAUGAAAUAGAUAAAGCAGUGCACCAGAUGAUUAUUGAAGCUGGUGCUUAUCCUUCACCUCUUGGCUAUGGAGCAUUUCCCAAGAGUGUAUGCACAUCAGUUAACGAAUGCAUGUGCCAUGGAAUACCGGAUUCUCGUCAACUACAGGAUGGAGACAUUAUAAACAUCGACGUGACUGUCUACUUAAAUGGUUAUCAUGGAGACACGUCAAAGACUUUUCUCUGUGGGAAUGUCAGUGAUGCACUCAAGAAACUUGUGCAGGUUACUGAAGAGUGCAUGGAAAGAGGCAUAGCAGUUUGCAAAGAUGGUGCAAGUUUUAAGAAAAUUGGAAAGAGAAUAAGUGAGCAUGCCGAGAAAUAUGGCUUUGGAGUGGUUGAGCGGUUCGUUGGGCAUGGAGUCGGAACUGUAUUUCAUUCUCAGCCAGUCAUUUAUCAUCAUCGAAACGAAGAGCCUGGGACGAUGGUCGAGGGACAGACGUUCACAAUCGAACCGAUCCUUACAUUGGGAAGUAUAGAGUGCAGAACGUGGCCGGACAACUGGACAACUCUCACGGCCGACGGCAGCCCGGCCGCCCAGUUCGAGCACACCAUUUUGAUCACUAGAACAGGAGCUGAAAUUCUGACCCAGAGUUGAGAAACAUCAUUUCCCUUUGUCCCUCAUUUUUUUUUUUGGGCGGGGUAUUAGCAGAAGUUCAUUUUUGCUCUCUUAUGUAUUUGGAGCAAAGUGUACAGAAAGUUCCUCAAAGGUUGCAAAUGCUCAUGUCUAAUUCUAUGUAAUUUAGUUUUUAUAUUAUUUUACAUUA